AUGUAUUUGACGAUUCCCUUGACGCUGAUACCUUUACUUGCCGCUGCACCAGUACGCGGCGCGUUCUCUGGCCUCCCAAAUAACAUAUCUUUGGGAUCGCGGGCAGGUCUGUCGUGGUUGUCAUAUCUUUUUGCUACUGCCUACGCAGCCUCCUUCGAACGACGGGCGAAUGGUUCCGAGACCGAUACCAAUGGAACCACUUUCGUGUGGACCGUCCAAGAUGUCUAUCAAGGACAGACUUUCUUCGAUCGUUGGAACUUUUACACUGGUUCUGAUCCUACCCAUGGUUCAGUCAAUUAUACCGACCGGGAAACCGCUUAUGCCGACGGGCUUUACUAUGUAACUGAAGACAACAUUGUAGUCAUGAAAGGCGAUAACACAACCUGGUUAGCGGAAGGGGGAUAUAGGAACAGUGUCCGCAUUUCAAGUCAAGCAGUAUACAAUACUGGCCUGUUCAUCCUUGACCUCAACAUGGCACCCUGGGGCUGCGGUGUCUGGCCCGCGUGGUGGACAGUGGGCAACAACUGGCCAUUGCAAGGAGAGAUUGACAUCCUCGAGGGUGUCCACGACAAUGAACAUAAUCAGGUGACGUGGCAUACAGGACCGAACUGCAACCUGACACAGUCUGCCAAUUACACCGGAACGAUCGUGGAAACCAACGGCAAUCCCAACCUCGUCUGCAAUUGCGUGAAUGAUUACAACAGUAACGCCGGCUGUGGUGUCACGGAAUGGAGUCGAGCAUCGUAUGGUCCUAUAUUUGACGCACAGGGAGGUGGCGUCUUUGCGAUGAAGUGGGACGACCAAGGAAUCGCAAUUUGGUCUUUCUAUAGGGCUGCUAUACCUCAGGACGUCACCGAUGGGUUACCUGAUCCGUCUACGUGGGGUGUUCCGGUAGCAUUUCUUGCGCCGUCUGCGUGUGACCCAAUUACAAAUUUUGUGGAUCACAGUAUAAUAUUUGACAUCACAUUUUGCGGUGACUGGGCAGGUAACUCAUAUAGUACCGCGGCAGGGUGUACGGGGACAUGUGCAGAGCAUAUAAUGGAUCCAAGCAACUUCGUGAAUGCGUCUUGGCAUAUCAACAGUUUGACUGUGUACAAAAAGCAGACGCUCAAUGGUCAAAUCAAUAACGGGGCGCGCAGGCGCGCCAGCUUCGAUGUUAUGCCAUGGCUGUCUCUGGCUGCGGCCACUUUCGCGCUCGGGUGGGCCGCUGUUUAA
Messenger RNA from Sparassis crispa, 1215 nucleotides. Its product is annotated as Probable glycosidase. Gene Ontology annotation, biological process: glucan catabolic process. The transcript is spliced from 14 exons. Gene Ontology annotation, molecular function: hydrolase activity, hydrolyzing O-glycosyl compounds. The coding region runs from base 1 to 1215 and encodes 404 amino acids. NCBI's taxonomy places the organism in Eukaryota, Fungi, Basidiomycota, Agaricomycetes, Polyporales, Sparassidaceae. The record is from RefSeq and is a predicted model, not a curated record.